AUUUGUGGUGGCAGCAUCUAUAGAGCUUGGCAGGAAGAAAAAACAUUUCUUUAGAGGAAGCGCCUGCCAUUAACGCCUGAGACAGGGCAAUGACCGAAUUUCUCUUCUGCUUCAGCUGUUGCAUUGGUGAACAACCCCAACCGAAACGGCGACGACGCAUUGACCGGAGUAUGAUUGGAGAGCCAAUGAAUUUUGUACACACUGCACAUGUUGGUUCAGGAGACGCAAACACAGGAUUUGCAAUGGGUGGAUCUUUCCAGGAUCAGAUGAAAUCAAAAGGCGGUUACACCCCUGGAAUCUCAGAAGUUGCACUUUAGCAUCUGGCUGAAGACUUUGUCCGGACCAGCGAACUGCACAAAUGAACAUAUCAGUUGAAGAAGGAAAGCCUAUGCAAUAAUACAUAUAUUUUGAGAGAGUGCAUUUAUGCCUUUCCUUUAAUCAGAAACGGGCUUCCAGCAGUUCAAUGCAAAACUGAAAAUGUGAAGUGUUCUAAUUUAUUACUCUGCUUUUAAACAUUAUGGCACAACUUCUGCAUUUGUAUUAGUGUUAUGUGCAUGGCACCUGCAGUUUUGUAUGUCCUCAGUUAUUCAUUUCUGAGCUGGCAUUAGUGCUUCUUGCUUUGACUGAAGGAAGAAUUAAUGCUAUUGCUUUGUACUGUGAAAGUGCAAACACCAGCAGUCCAGUUUAUAUAGAACUGAAACUUUACUGGUAUCUCUGGGAGUUGAAUUUCUGCUUCAGUUUCUGUUGUUGUUGCAAAUUCCCUGCUCUAUUUGUUAGAUUGUCACAAACAGCAUUUUUUUUGUUAAACUUUGAGCUUGAAUGAAACCUUAGGUUAGAGCUGUAAUAAAGUUUUCUGCUUUUCACAAAGUCAUACAGUAUAUGAAACUUUUGACCAGGAUCACUUAAUCCAGGAUCACUAGUUACUUAAUCAUUACCAUUAUGUAACAAAUUUACAUUUUGUAAAUUGCAGUAAAGUGAUUUAGCCAAUCUGUGUACUCUGGGGUUUAUUGCUUAUUCAUUUAAGGGCAAUUUGUUAUCCAUUAUAGUUGCCCUUUAAAUGUCAAAAUAGCAUAUUCUAUUAUUGGAGCUUUUCUGUAGGCUUCCUAACUGGAGUUAACUAGGCACCAUGUGCUCACCCUGCAUUCAAAUUCUGAGCUAAUUGAUAGCUGCAGUUAUCCCCAACAUCCGUAUUCAAAACCUGAUGGUAAUUUAAACUGUGGAUUAAUAUUCCAUUAACGACUCGUUCAUUUUUACAGCAAUAAUAGUCUAUCUAGAAUGUUAACAACAAAUAUUUUUAUAGUUUUAGGAAAUACAAGGAAUAGGUGUGCCAGUUAUGAGUCAUCUAAAGUUCCACUUAAAUAUAUCCCAGUAAGACUGGCGAACAUUGAUACUGCAGGUUUUAAUAUUCUCUUUUAACUGCAGUCAUGUUUAAAUGAAACUAUAUUGUAUCCCCCCUUGUUUUAAUUUCUUGUUUCAGGAACGAUUGUUUAAAAGCAUGUAGGGAAAUAGCUGUUCAUGAUAUCCUCUGAGAAAUACUUUGACACGGUAUCCCGUUAAACGUGUUUUAGGAAACAAGUAUUUUCUUUAAAGUGUGCAGAGUAAAUUCUAGGAUAUUUUUAAUAAAUCAAAGUAUAAUAUAUAAACUAGUUAUAUUUAUUAAGUCACUAAAGCUGCAUCUUUUGUACAUCUAGAUAACUCUCUUCUGUCUUUCGCGGAUGCACAGAUAAUUGGCAAUAGCUAAAACCAAACAGUUGAUCUGAUUUCCCUUUAAAGUCAUAUAAAACCUCUUUACCUAAUUUGUAUAGAAUGUAAAAAGUUAUUAAUAAAUCAAUGUUUCAGAAUUGCUAAGAUAUUUAGAGAACUAUUGAAAACAUUCUCUACAUUUGCCACAGUUAUCCAGGCCACACAAUCUCACUUUUAGGUGAUCAGAGCAGAACCAGCAUAAAUUAUACAGAAGUUGAAGCACUGGGCUAAACUAAAAUUGCCAAAACAGGUGGGAAUAAAAGUGUAUUUCUAAAACAUGAAAAUAUAUAUUGUCAUUUUAUUUUGGAUUGCAUAUAAAAAUGUAUUUUAUGGUCCAGCCACUUGUUUUUUUUAGCUACAGUUGACCUCUGAGGAAGGCAGAUCCAGGGGUUAAUCUUUUAUUCUCAGAGGCUUUCUAUUGCAGUGCAUGCACACAACUAGGUUGGCAUCUGUGCUAGACAGCUUUGCUUUGUCUGAAGUCUACAAGCUGCAGCAGAAAGAUGUACUCCGUAAGCUGCUCCAGACCAGGCUUGUGAAAGUGUAAGCCAUGAUGCAUUAUUCAGAUGCUGGCCCAAUGAAAAACAUUCCACUACUUAAACAUAUAUUAUCUACUCAAGGUUAAGUUCUUAGAAUCUAGGCUCUUUUUUUGUCUCGUUUUCUCAAGUUCCAGACUUGUACUUUGGAUUUCUUUCCAGAAUGCUUUAUAAAGAAGCACAUUUAGAUUGAUUUACUUUUUCAAUACAUGUUGCUAGAAAUUUCCUAAUUGUGUGUAGUUUAUGUGCACAAAAGGCCUCAACAGAUUCACAUCUUCUAAAUGGUGUACACCCACUCCAGGGCAUUGUGCCAUGCAUCUGCUGCCAUAAAGCCUUUUCUUCACAUACUGGUGUCUUUCAGGUGUUCUGUUAUUGCCAAGAAACUUCAAUUGUCGGUUUAUUUACACUGUGCUCAACAAAAGUAUGGUUUGUGUAGAUUGUAACCCUGAGAGCAGCCUGCAUUGACCUAGAAUGAGAUAACAAAUAAAGAAUAUUUUACUGAAAUUGUAA
Messenger RNA from Xenopus laevis (African clawed frog), 2786 nucleotides. It is a transcript of the gene cdc42se2.S, whose product is annotated as CDC42 small effector 2 S homeolog. Gene Ontology annotation, molecular function: small GTPase binding. The record is from RefSeq and is marked provisional. Lineage: Eukaryota; Metazoa; Chordata; Amphibia; Anura; Pipidae. Gene Ontology annotation, cellular component: cytoskeleton; plasma membrane. Gene Ontology annotation, biological process: regulation of Rho protein signal transduction.